AUGUCCAUUAAGCAAAUUAACCACCAUGACAUCUCCAAAUUAACAUCGGGACAAGUCAUAAUUGAUCUACGAUCCAUUGUCAAAGAAUUGGUAGAAAAUUCCAUUGACGCCAAUAGCAAUAAAAUUGAAAUAAUAUUUCAAAAUUACGGUAGUGAAUCAAUUCAAAUUAAUGAUAAUGGAAAAGGUAUAAGUCAAGACAAUUUUGUAUGGUUAUGCUUAAGAUCUCAUACUUCAAAGUUAGUGGAAUUUGAAGAUUUACAUACUUUAACCAGUUUAGGAUUUAGAGGUGAAGCAUUGAAUUCUAUAUGUUCGAUAAGUUCUAAAGUUAGAGUAUUAACCACCUCUAUUGAAGACAAGACUUAUCAAUAUGAAUUAGAGUAUGAUCAAUUAGGUCAAUUAACUAGUCAAUCUAAGAAACCAACGGCUCUGAAAAAUGGUACUUCCCUCAUUAUCCAUCAAUUGUUUAAGAAUUUACCAGUUCGAUAUAAAAACUUUAUAAAGAAUAUAAAGAAUGAAUUUCAUAAAUGUAUUCAAUUCUUAAUAAAUUAUUUACUUAUAUAUCCAACCAUUAAAUUUUCAGUAUUUAAUAUUAUUAAUGGUAAAAGAUCUUUAAUUUUAAGUACUAGUGGAGGUAUAAAUAUUAAUCCAAUUGAUAAUUUAAUUAAUGUAUUUGGAUCUAAUAAUCAAUUUAAGAGUUUAUUACCAAUAAAUGAUUUAAUAAUUAAUGAUGAUAUAAUUUUAAAAGGGUAUAUAUCAAAUUAUUCAUUUGGUUUGGGUCGUUCAAGUAAUGAUAAACAAUUUUUAUUCAUUAAUAAAAGACCAAUUAAUAAUAAAAAAUUAUCAAAACUUAUAACUGAAGUUUAUAAAACUUUUAAUCAUUUGCAAUUUCCAAUUUUUAUAAUUAAUUUGGAGAUUAAUCCACAAAUUUUGGAUAUUAAUUUGGUUCCUGAUAAGACAAUGGUAUUAAUUCAUAAUGAGUCUGAAGUCUUUGAAUUGAUACGACAGAAAUUGUCGGAUUAUUUUAGUAGCCAAGACAAUUAUGUGCCGAAGAGUAAUUUAACUGCCAAAAUUGAAAAAGUUGACAGUUCCACACAAGCCAAAAUUAGAGAAGAUGAACAUGAAGAGGAUAAUGAAAAGGAAAAUGUAAACUCAAUAGUACGACCUUCAGUUAAAAGAGUAAUAGUCGAAGAGAUCAACUUGAAUAGUGAGGGACAAGUAGAGGUGAAGACAUCGAGGCCCACAUACAAAGAAGUCUCGUCUGAAAGUGAUAGUGAAGAAGAAGAAGAAGAAGAAGAGCAGGAAGUAGAUGAAGAAGAGGAGGAAGUAGAAGAAGAAGAAGACGAAGAAGAAGACGAAGAAGAAGACGAAGAGGAGGAACAAGAAGAUGGUCAAGAAAUCAAACAAGUGCAUGAUCAACAUGGUCUGAAAUCAUCUGCUACUGAUGUUGUACAAAUGACUGAAACUGAAGGUGAAAGGGUUGGAGAAAGUGUGAGCUCAGAAGAACUUGAAGAUGAUCAAGGAGAAGAAGAGGUGCAGAAUAAUAGCAAAGUGAACGUUAAUUCCAUUAAAGAACAUCCUGUCAAGAUAAGUAACAAGAGAUCUAUGACUAACAGAGAUACACCCAUUUCAUCAACUAUUGAUUCCAACAUUUCACUGGAUGAUCAUCCUCAAGGAUCAUCGCAAACUAUAGAUGGUAUUGAGGGUUGUGAACAUGAUCAUAAUGAUAAUGAUAAUGAUAAUCAUGGAAAGAACUUCUAUCCUGUAAAUGUGACAGAAGAAGAAAUAGAGAUUAAGAUUGGUUCUGAAAUAACUGAAGAACCUCCCAUAAAGAAACUUAAAACAAGUGAGAUUCAUAAAUUAAGUUAUCAAUUGAAUUCACAAGAGAUAUUCUCAACUUUGGAUAAGUUUGAAUUAAAAGAUGUUGAUAUUAAAAGUGAAAAUGAAGAGAGAAAUGAAUUUGAGAUUGAUGAUAUCCAACAAAAUCAAGAUAGUAAACUUUCUUAUAUUAUUUCCAAGCAAGACUUUUUAAAUAUGAAAUUAAUCGGACAAUUCAAUCUUGGAUUUAUUUUGGUAUCAUUAAAUCAUCAAAAGAAUUUGUUUAUAAUCGAUCAACAUGCAAGUGAUGAAAAGUUCAAUUUUGAAAGAUUGCAAGAUGAAUUUGAAAUUCAAUAUCAAAAUUUAAUUGCUCCAUUACCAGUUGAAUUAAAUAUUAUUGAAGAAAUGGUUGUAAUAGAAAAUGAGAAGAUUAUUAAUUCUAAUGGAUUCAAGUUUAAUAUUAAUGAACUAAAGCGUCCUGGGUUCAGAAUUGAAUUGACUACAUUCCCAAGCUUCAAAGGUACCGUAUUCGAUUUGAAUGACUUUUACGAAUUGAUUGAUUUAGUAAAUUCUCAUCCUCAUAACAAGUCAAUAAAGUGUCGUAAGAUUCGGAGUAUUUUGGCCCUGAAAGCUUGUCGAAGUAGUAUUAUGAUAGGACAAUCUUUAAGUAAACACCGAAUGGAUAAAGUGGUUAAGAAUUUGAAUAUUUUAGAUAAACCUUGGAAUUGUCCGCAUGGUAGACCAACAAUGAGACAUUUAAUUGAAUUGAAUAAAUGGAAAAAUAAUCUUCAAGAUUAUCAGUUAUGA
This is a messenger RNA of Scheffersomyces amazonensis, 2622 nucleotides long. RefSeq names its product ATP-binding mismatch repair protein (gene PMS1). Gene Ontology annotation, biological process: mismatch repair. Gene Ontology annotation, cellular component: MutLalpha complex. The record is from RefSeq and is a predicted model, not a curated record. The coding region runs from base 1 to 2622 and encodes 873 amino acids. The transcript has a single exon. Lineage: Eukaryota; Fungi; Ascomycota; Pichiomycetes; Serinales; Debaryomycetaceae. Gene Ontology annotation, molecular function: ATP binding; ATP-dependent DNA damage sensor activity; mismatched DNA binding.